Arabidopsis arenosa is the source of this 985-nucleotide messenger RNA. Lineage: Eukaryota; Viridiplantae; Streptophyta; Magnoliopsida; Brassicales; Brassicaceae. The record is from the annotation of a GenBank genome assembly.
AAACAAAAAACAACACUCAGAGGAAGAAGAAGACGAACCCUUUGAGGAAGAGAUCACUCUUCGGUUUCUCCAAUCCUUCAUAUGAUGUCGGACGGAGGAGCACCGUCGAGGUACGUGAAGUUGACGAAAGAACAAGCUCCGGUCGAUGAGAUUAAUCCCGGCGAACUUAAUCAGCCCAUUGAAGUUUCUCAUCUAGCUGUUCACAAAUGCAACGAGUGUGGCCAACCUUUGCCUGAGAAUUUUGAAGCUCCUGCUGAUGAGCCGUGGACUACCGGAAUAUUCGGCUGCACUGAGGACAUGAAUAGUUUUUGGCUGGGACUUUUUUGCCCAAGUGUUCUAUUUGGGCGUGUCUAUGAAACUCUGAGUGAUGAGGAAACCUCGUGGACCAAAGCAUGUAUUUGCCAUUCCAUUGUAGUAGAAGGCGGUCUUACUGCCGCAUCGAUGCUUACUUGUGUUCCCGGUAUUGAUCCGCAUACGUCUUUUCUUAUAUGGGAAGGUUUGAUGUUUGUUUGGUGGAUGUGUGGGAUAUACACCGGAAAUGUCCGCCAGACUCUGCAAAGGAAAUAUCAUCUCCAGAACGCUCCAUGUGAUCCAUGUAUGGUGCAUUGUUGCCUUCACUUUUGUGCGGUUUGCCAAGAGCACCGUGAGAUGAAGAACCGUCUUUCGGAUAACUUUGUGAUGCCCAUGACUGUUAUUAACCCACCACCAGUUCAAGAGAUGAGUGCCUCUGGUGACAGAGACCACCACCACAACUCUGUCCCGGUUUCACACCAUAGCUCUGAUCUUGAGAUGCGGCCAUUGUAGUCUCAAUGUUGCCCACCAGAUUCAAGGUUUUGUUUUGCCUGAAUCUACUUUUUAUAUGUAAACCGAUUUGGUUUGUUUCAAAAUUCAAACUUAUAUACUAGAUAGAUUCUGGUUUUCCAUGUAUAAUCAUGAUUUAUCCUUGUCUCAAAAUUAAGAUUUUCUAUAAAAAAAAUUAACUAUU